This is a messenger RNA of Diospyros lotus (date-plum), 884 nucleotides long. RefSeq names its product protein indeterminate-domain 16. Bases 220 to 696 code for a protein of 158 amino acids. Gene Ontology annotation, cellular component: nucleus. Lineage: Eukaryota; Viridiplantae; Streptophyta; Magnoliopsida; Ericales; Ebenaceae. The transcript has a single exon. Gene Ontology annotation, biological process: gravitropism. The record is from RefSeq and is a predicted model, not a curated record.
GAGAGAGAGUCACCAUAUGAUUCAUAUUCAUACAUACAUACAUACUUGAAUGAAAACUCACACUCUCUCUUUAUUUAUGAAAAUUCAAUUUCUUUCCUUCACAUGUUUUUCCGGAAGAGAUUUUGUGUAUGAAAUUACAUAUAUGCCACUAUCCAUUGUUUAUAUAUAGAAAAGCUCAGCCACCUCCACCACCUUACUGCUACUACUCUCCAGACUCCAAUGGAAGAAGAUCUAAAGGAACUUCAGCUUCUCCCCACUGCACAUCCCACAGCUUCAUCAUCCCGCCCGUGGCCGGCCGAGCCACUGCCCAAAUUCAGAUCAGCCGCAGGGGAGCCAUCGCUGGACCUCCAAUUGUCAAUCAGCGUGCGGCCAAUCAGCAGGCCGGCGGCGCUGGAAGGGGUGCUGAUGAAUCCGCUGUGCGAGUACACGGCGGAGGUGGAAACUGUGAAGUGGCAGGCGGCGGAGCAAAUACGGCUGGCGGCGGUGGAGAAGGCGUACGCGGAGCGGGUGAGGGAGCUGACGCGGCGGGAGAUGGAGAUGGCGCAGUCGGAGUUCGCCAGGGCGAGGCAGAUGUGGGAGAGGGCGAGGGAGGAAGUGGAGAAGGCCGAGCGGUUGAAGGAGAAGGCGACUAGGAGGCUAGACUCCACCGGCAUGGAGAUCACUUGCCAGGCUUGCCGGCAAAAAUUCCUGCCAUGAAUUAAUGAGAUCCAGAGAGCGUUCCAGCUGGGGUUUAAUUGUAAGUCUGUAAUGUUUCCAAUUUGACAGAGAAUAACUAAUAAACUUUGGGUUGGAACUUGGCAUCCAUCUUUAACAAGCGCUAUCAAUCCAUUGAUUGCCUGGAUUGUCAUUCUCAUGCCUUCUCUUUCCAUCAAAAAGUUCAAAGA